Rhododendron vialii is the source of this 1839-nucleotide messenger RNA. RefSeq names its product putative B3 domain-containing protein Os03g0621600. The record is from RefSeq and is a predicted model, not a curated record. Gene Ontology annotation, molecular function: DNA binding. NCBI's taxonomy places the organism in Eukaryota, Viridiplantae, Streptophyta, Magnoliopsida, Ericales, Ericaceae. Bases 769 to 1734 code for a protein of 321 amino acids. The transcript is spliced from 4 exons.
UUUUUUUUUUGUUAGUUGAUGCAUGCAAGUUAUGCGGGUGUUGAUUUUUUUUAUUUAUUUUAAUGUUUGGAUCAAAGUUCUAAAAUUGGCAGAUGCACAUUUGGCCUCAACCGUAUACCCAAAAUGAUUCAUAGCCCGCGUUUGUUUUACUGAUUGAUGAUCUUUAUUCCUUUGUUGCUUUUUUUGCUAAUGUUUAUUACUUUUUCUUUGAAUAAUGAUUGCAUUUGCAGUUGUUAAUACUUCCUGUUUACCAGUUCAGAGUGAUGAACUGCAUUCGUUUUGAAAGUUAUAUCUUGAAGAAAUUGACUAAUUCUAACAUAUAUCAGACAUCACAGUGGUUGUGACCUCAGUUAUAAGCUUUCUUACAUAUUUAAUUGGGCCUUCUAGUGGACGGUGGGGUUGAUCCUCUUGAUUAGUUGCCUCGGGGCCAGACACUGAACUGAGUUAUCAAAAAGCUAAAGUUAAAAGGUUUCUUAUAACUCAGAUUAUAGUAACACAUAAGAACAUUUGCAUGAAGAAUAUGUAAGCAAAUGUGAGAAUGGUAAUGGUUAAAGAGAUGUUAAUUAUGCAAGCACUAGCAGAGUACAAUAAUCUUGACUAUCAAAGCUUAUUUAGUAAUUUUGUAGCUACAAGUGGGGCAUGCCUUAGUGAGAUUUUGUUGGAGGUCAUUCAAUUCUUCUAAAGAUUGUUGCUUUGUGUUUUUCUUGUUGAUAAUUGAACUUUGUUGAAAUAUGAACCAACAAGAUAACUAUAUUCUUUUCAAUUAUCAUGAUGAUUGUUCUUAUGAUGCGGAUUUAUCUUUAUGAAUACGGCUGCGGAAAUGUGAAGGGAAGCAUCUUAGAUGAUGUUUUCUUAGGGCCCCAAAACGCUGAGGGUCGGCCCUGGCUAGAGGCAAUGGUUAAACCGGGUGAAGAGUUCCCUUUUUCGGAGAGUUCUCCUCAGUUCUUCAAAGUAUUUGUACCUGAUCAAUCCUCCCAAGAAGUGCAAAUCCCGCCUGAAUUUUUGAAGUAUUUCAAUGGAGUUUUACCUUACAAAUCUACAAUUACAAAUAUGGAGGGAAGAUCAUGGAAGGUAGAAUUGAACGAGGUCAAUGACUCUUUGUAUUUCCACGAAGGUUGGCAUCAAUUUGUGCUGGAUAACUCGCUAGAAUUUGGAGAUUUUCUCGUUUUCUACUACGGUGUCAAUGCGAAUUUUUAUGUCAAAAUAUAUGGCAAGAAUGGUUGUCUAAAGGAGCCAAAUCCUCCGACUAGUGAUAUUCACAGAGCAAUUUCACUUCCGCAAGAGAAUCAAACUGUUGAGAAUAGGAAAUCUAAACGGCUGUCAUGCAUAGUAAGUAGCGACCAAAUUGCUGACAAUAAUUUAUGCUCCAGAAGACCUUCAGGGCUUCAAAAGAAAGGCAGGGCUCUUAAGGAAGCUGAUAAAUUCACGUCCAAAUUUCCGUUCUUCAAAAUUCUCAUGGGUUCUACAUAUGUGACUCGUGGACCUGUGAAUGUACCAGCGAGCUUUGUCAGCAGUGUCAUGCAACAGGAUAGACAGAGUGCAACACUUGUUGUUUCAAAUAAGUCGUGGUCUGUGGGUUUGUGCAGAGGUCGAAGACAUGUACGCAUGAUCACUCAUGGUUGGCCCAUCUUUUCCCGAGAAAACGCACUAAAAGUAGGCGAUGUUUGUGUAUUUGAACUUGUUGAGAGAGAGGAUUUUGUUCUGAAAGUUUCUGUUUUUAGAUGUCUGGAUUGAGUGAUUCUUUGUAGGUGCAAUGUUAAACUAUUUCUGACGCUGAAAUAAUAAUUUAAGCUUCAUUCAUAAAGAAGAAACCCAGGAAGGGGUAGUUUGCAUGGAAUA